ACCGGAUCGGCCCGAUCCCGACCACUCGUUCCUCGCCAACUCCUCUUUAUUCGGUUGAUGAGACUCAUAUUUUGCCCUCCCCUCCCGUGCCACGGCCUCGCCCCUUCGUACCGCACCCAUAAGCUAGGUUUUAGCCGCAGCUUUCUCCUUUUUCGCCGCGGCGGCCGCAAGCUCCAACCUUCUCCCCGAAGAAGCCCCAAGCAAGCGACACUCUUGUCCUCUCCGCGCCAGAUCGUUGUUUAUGAGCUCGAAGGAGAAGCCCACUCUUGGAGGCACGCGGAUUAAGACCCGCAAGCGGAACAUUGCAGCUCCUUUGGACCCUGCAUCAUUCUCUGAUGCAAUUGUCCAGAUUUAUCUGGAUAAUGGUGGAGAUCUGGAACUCGUCGCCAAAAGUAUUGAGUCUUCCGACCUCAACUUCUCACGUUACGGUGACACCUUUUUUGAGACUCAUGUUUGUGAAAAUGCAGGUGGUUUUUGUUGGAGGACGCACUCAGCCUGGCACUGUAAAACCUGAAGAAGGAGACCGCCACCCUUAUUCUAUGUUAGAUUGUGUGGCACAGCGUGAAACAAUUUUGCCUUUCGUACUCUAUAUCCAGAAAACAUUGCGCAGGAGGCCUUUCUUAAUAAAAAAUCUUGAAAAUGUUAUGCGCAAAUUCCUCCAAUCCUUGGAGUUCUUUGAGGAAAAUGAGAGGAAGAAACUCGCCAUAUUCACAGCCCUUGCAUUUUCUCAAAAGCUGUCAGGGCUUCCUCCGGAGACAGUGUUCCAGCCAUUGCUCAAGGAUAAUCUGGUUGCCAAAGGGAUAGUACUUUCAUUCAUAACUGAGUUUUUCAAGGAGUACCUGAAGGAAAACACCUUGGAUGAUUUGAUUGCGCUUUUGAAGAAAGGAAAAAUGGAGGACAAUCUGUUGGACUUUUUUCCAUCAGCUAAGAGAUCCUCUGAGGCUUUAUCUGAGCAUUUCAUCAAAGAAGGUCUGACUAGCCUUGUUGAGUACAAUGAAAAGAAGAUGUUUGAAGUUAAACUUAAAGAGAUAAAGUCAACACUGACCACUAUGAUCAAUGAUGAGGCUGCAAUACCUGAAGUGAUUGAGACUGUCAAACAGCAAGUUAAGGAUGCUAAAUUUCCUGAUCUAGAGGUCAUUCGCAUGUUGUGGGAUGUGCUCAUGGAGGCUGUUCAGUGGUCUGGGAAGAACCAGCAACAGAAUUCUAAUGCAGCACUUCGGCAGGUGAAAGCAUGGGCUGAGCUUUUGAAUGCUUUUUGCACGAGUGGCAGACUCGAACUGGAACUUAUAUACAAAGUACAGACACAGUGCUAUGAGGAUGCUAAGCUGAUGAAGCUGUUUCCUGAAAUCAUAAGAACACUGUAUGACCAAGAUGUCCUAGCUGAAGAUACUGUCCUGCUUUGGUUCCGUAAAGGUUCAAACCAGAAGGGCAGGCAAUCUUUCGUGAAAGCUCUGGAGCCGUUUGUCAAAUGGCUCGAGGAGGCUGAGGAGGAAGAAUAAGUUUUUGAUUUGGAGAACGGCCGAAUGCUGGCCUAAGUGUUACUUUAUAUUUCUGAAGUUAGAAGUUUGUGGAGGAAUUAUUGCUGCUGCCUCUUACUGCCGAGAACUUUAUGUUAUGAUGUUUAGCCACAUGGAUCCCGGCUGCAGAGUGCUAUAAUAUGUUGCUGUUAAAACUUUGUGUCGAGCAUUUGUUGAAACUUUUGUUAUCAUUACUGAAAGGAUUUAUAAUGGGACGUCAGUUUACUGUCGGUAUUGUACAAUUACUGGAUUAUUCAUAAGCUGCAGAAUGCUACAAAUGUCAUUUCUGGCAAA
Molecule: messenger RNA, 1811 nt
Organism: Zea mays
Lineage: Eukaryota; Viridiplantae; Streptophyta; Magnoliopsida; Poales; Poaceae
Exons: 8
Coding region: 336-1499 (387 amino acids)
Cellular component (GO): membrane; cytoplasm
Molecular function (GO): protein binding
Source: RefSeq, a predicted model, not a curated record